Molecule: messenger RNA, 1116 nt
Organism: Alternaria rosae
Lineage: Eukaryota; Fungi; Ascomycota; Dothideomycetes; Pleosporales; Pleosporaceae
Exons: 1
Coding region: 76-1116 (346 amino acids)
Source: RefSeq, a predicted model, not a curated record
CUUCACGAUCUACCUCCUCAGGUUUUCAGAAGAGUUCUCGACCAUCUGCCGUUGUCAUCGUUGGCGGCGUUCGCGAUGACGAGCCACCACUCGAAUACAUUGGUUCGCUCCAUCAAGAACCCUUUCGCACUAAUCAAGAAAGAAGGGAAUGAGUCUGAGCGAGCGAGGUUUUCGAUCCUGUGUUUCGAUAAGCAUUAUCCAGAGCACAUCGUAUGUUAUCAUUGCGGCUCGUACCAUAGGCGCAAAUCACCUGGUAGUCGAGAUAUUUGGGGUCAAAACGCUCCAGCCGCCUUCAAGUACGGGACUAGGACGAUAUGCAAACGGCACACAACGAAGUUCGACGGGUUGGACUGGGAAACCGUCCACGAGACGAUGCGCGGGUUCCGGCACUCCCCUCGGUAUGGACAGGAUCUCCUACGCCCUAAAGGCUUUCAUCAACAGGGAAAAGGACGGUGGGGCAGUGACAUCCAUGCGUUACCCUGUGAUGGUCAUUUGCUUUUGAGAAAGAGAUGGGUCAGUGGUAUUCCGGAAGUCGAGGAUGUAGACCCCAGUGCCGUAGUAUUUGCAACUUCAUACUCCUUGUGUCCACACCUAGAUCCAGUCCUCACCACAUAUUCUAUGGCUUGUGGUGUAAGAAACGCCGUCUCUCGCUUCUAUACGUACCAUGAUCCUGAGAACCUCAAAGAUGGCUAUGUUGAUAAAGCCUUGCGGUGCACCGCCUGCCCUACCGAAGUGGUCAUCGAAAUAACUCGGCGAAGGCUGUUCAACGGAAAUUGCGCAGACGAGUCGAGGUUUCCGAAAUCAACCUAUGUCGUAAGCGUCUCCAGAUACGUCGACUUUGGCAAAUGUCAGGAUCCGGAGGACAUUGAAUGGAAGGCGCUCACAGAGCGGAGACCAGGGUUCUGGGGACGCUUAUUUUCAAGAAGGGCUAGCGGGUCGCCAGACGGGGAAACAGCACGGCCGACGGACCUUACACACCUGGAAUCCGUUUACGAGAGAUUCAAUGCGCAUCUUCAGGCGCAUCUGCUGUCAUCGCCGUCCCUCAGUGGUCCUACCGACCUUCGUCUGGCUAUCCAUGAUAGCACUGACUCACAGCCUCCACCAUACGCCAAGUAA